Messenger RNA from Cryptomeria japonica (Japanese cedar), 1969 nucleotides. Its product is annotated as pectinesterase. NCBI's taxonomy places the organism in Eukaryota, Viridiplantae, Streptophyta, Pinopsida, Cupressales, Cupressaceae. The record is from RefSeq and is a predicted model, not a curated record. The transcript is spliced from 2 exons. Gene Ontology annotation, biological process: cell wall modification. The coding region runs from base 9 to 1793 and encodes 594 amino acids. Gene Ontology annotation, molecular function: pectinesterase inhibitor activity; pectinesterase activity.
AAUGGAUUAUGUCCAGGGGCAUAUGCAUUCUUCAGUUUUCUAUUCUCUGCCUCUAUUUUAACUUGGUUUCAGAAAUGAAGAAGUGUUUUACAUACUGUAUUUUCCUUCUUGUCUUAUUGACAUGUAAUCUUUUAAGGAAUGUUCAUGGAAGCAAUGCAUCAAAUAAAAGUAGGCAAGAUGUUGCUAAUGUUGCAUGGCAGACAGCAUCGAAGCUCGUGAAAUCAGCAUGCAAGAUGACGUUAUACCCUCAAAUUUGUGUCUCCAGCCUGGCAUCUUAUCACGAGCAUUCGGGUUCAUACCAGGAUCUUACCAAGAGUGCUGUGAAGCUGGCUCUUCUACGACUUCACCAGCUCUCUGCUCUGGCUUCUGGGAUUAGCCAUGAAAGUUGGAAAGGAAAACAGGGUGUAGCACUUGCUGAUUGCAUUCAACUUUUUCUGUUUUCAACAGAUCAGCUCAAUGAAUCACAUUCUGUUUUAGUUGCACUGAAAUCAGAAUCCGUCGAGAGACAGAUUAACGACGUGCAGACUUGGCUCAGCGCGUCUCUUACAAACCUCCGGACCUGCACGGACGGUUUGAAAAAUUUAGACGGCACUGUGAAAACUCGUAUCUAUGAGAAAGUUCAAAAUGUAUCCGCAAUGGUGAGCAAUUCACUUGCUUUUGCCAAUGGAAUUUGCUCGAGUACUAGGAGGAACAAAAUGCGAAUGGAUUUCAGCCAUCACCGUCGUCUGUUCUGGAAUGGGGAUGGAAUUAGUAGGGGUUUGAGUAGGAGAGGGAGAUCUAUUAAUGAAGAUUUUCCUGCGGGGAUGUCUAAGGAGGAUCGGCGGCUACUCAUGUCAGCGCAGGCAGGGAUAAAAGUCGACGUUAUGGUAGCUAAGGAUGGGAGCGGGAAAUACAGGACGAUUGCGGACGCUCUGAAUGCUGCUCCCAUGCAAAGCCAGAAGAGAUACGUUAUUUAUAUUAGAGGUGGAAUCUAUGAAGAAAAACUGAUCGUGACAAAGCAGAACAUAAUGCUUGUUGGGGAUGGGAAGGGUGUCACUGUUAUCGCUGGUAGCAACAGCCAUACCCAGGACUCUAGCCCAUUGACAGCUAAUUUUAUGGCGUGUGCAAAUGGAUUUAUGGCUCGUGACAUCACGUUCCAGAACACAGCAGGACCGUACAAAGGGCAAGCGGCUGCUCUUCUAGUAAGAUCAGACCGUUCUGUGUUCUACAGAUGCAGCAUAAUUGGGUACCAAGACACCCUAUAUGCGCAUUCUCAGCGCCAAUUUUACAGAGAAUGUGAUAUCUAUGGAACAAUCGACUUCAUCUUCGGCAACGCAGCCGCUGUGUUUCAGGCGUGCAAUCUGAUAGCCCGGAAGCCGUUGAAGGGGCAAUCAAAUGUAAUAACAGCCCAAGGAAGGGGGGAUCCCAACGAGAACACCGGUUUCUCCAUGCAUAACUGUACGGUGCUCGCAGCCGCCGAUCUUGUGCCGGCAGAAAAAUCGGUCCCAACCCACCUGGGAAGGCCAUGGCAGAAAUACGCUCGUACAGUUUACAUGCAGUGUUUCAUGGACAACCUGGUUCAACCCUCUGGGUGGCUUGAAUGGGAUGGAAAUUUUGCUUUGAAAACCUUGUACUAUGGAGAAUAUAUGAACUCCGGACCAGGGGCAGCAACUGCAAACCGAGUUCAGUGGCCAGGAUAUCGAGUUAUUAAGUCUGCAAUGGAGGCCAGUCAAUUUACAGUGAAUGGGUUGAUCAAUGGUUAUUCUUGGUUACCUUCUACUGGUGUUGUCUACCAGGGUGGACUAAUACAAUGAACUAUUCAUUGCAGACAUAACUUUAAUUUAUUGUAUUAUGGCAAUUUUCAAAUAAUGAAUCAUGGACAAGCAUUUAGAAUAGUGGUUGCAGAAAAUUGUACAAUGGAAGUGCGUGAUAGUUGUGCUCGACUAUAGCAUGUUGGAUCUUCAAUAAAGUUAUGAAUGGCGUUACUUUA